This is a messenger RNA of Glycine soja, 1290 nucleotides long. RefSeq names its product glycinol 4-dimethylallyltransferase-like. Gene Ontology annotation, cellular component: membrane. The transcript has 13 exons. NCBI's taxonomy places the organism in Eukaryota, Viridiplantae, Streptophyta, Magnoliopsida, Fabales, Fabaceae. The record is from RefSeq and is a predicted model, not a curated record. Bases 52 to 1290 code for a protein of 412 amino acids. Gene Ontology annotation, molecular function: prenyltransferase activity.
UUAUUUUUUCUAUAGAAAGUGCUUUGUGUGCUUAGUGGAUUCGAAGUUUACAUGGCUUCAUUGCUUCUUAUAUCUUCUCCUAAUGCUUGUUCAAUCACAACUGGUGGGAAUCUCCGGCGGAGUAAACAUUCCACCAAGAAUUUUUACUAUGCAAGUUUUGGUGAAUUAAAAGCUUCACAAGAGAAAAGAGCAACUCAAACUGAAUAUAAUCAUUUGAGGUUGCAGCAAUCAAGUUUGAACCAUUAUUACAAAUGCAUUGAAGGAGGUUCUACAUAUCAACAAUAUACCAGAAAAUAUGUUUUGAAAGCAGUCCCUAGACCAUCUUUUGAUUUUGAACCUCAUGCUUCUGAUCCCAAAAACAUUUUAGACUCUGUCAAAAAACUCUUGGUUGCUUUCUAUUGGUUUUGCUAUCCUUACUCAAUGAUUGGCCAAAUGUUAAGCAUAAUUUCUACGUCUCUUCUUGCAGUGGAGAAACUAUCAUAUAUAUCUCCACUAUUUUUUAUUGGUGUGUUACAGGCUAUGGUACCUCAGUUGUUUAUGAGUAUUUAUAUGAAUGGUGUGAAUCAAUUGUUUGACGUUGAAAUAGACAAGAUUAACAAACCACAUCUUCCAUUGGCAUCUGGUCAAUUAUCCUUUAGAACUGGCGCCAUUAUUGUUGCAUCAUGUUUAACUUUGAGUCUUUGGAUUAGCUGGAUUGUAGGUUCUUGGCCAUUGAUUUGGAAUAUUGGAUUGUGCUCUUUGAUAUGGACAGCUUAUUCAAUCAAUGCACCUUUGUUGAGAUGGAAGAGACAUCCACUGCUCGCGGCAAUGUGUAUUUUUGCAACUAUGACACUUAUAUUUCCAAUUACAAUAUUCCUUCAUAUACAGACCUUUGUGUUGAAGAGGCCCGCAGUCUUUUCCAGAUCAUUGAUUUUUGAGGUUGCAUUCAUGAGUUUAUACUCUAUAGGUAUAGCCUUGUACAAGGACGUACCUGACAUUGAAGGAGAUAAAGCAUUUGGUAUUGAUUCUAUUUCAGCACGUUUAGGUCAAAAAUGGGUAUUUUGGCUUUGUGUUUUCCUUUUUGAAAUGGCUUUUGGAGUUGGCCUUCUGGCUGGAGCAUCAUCUUCUUACCUUUGGAUUAAAAUUGUCGCGGGUUUGGGAUAUGCUGUUCUUGCUUCAGUACUUUGGCACCAGGCCAAAAUUGUAGAUUUGAAAAGCAAAACUUCAAUGAGAUCAUUCUAUAUGUUGAUUUGGAAGUUGUUGUACGUGGCAUACUUUCUCAUGCCUUUAAUUAGCCAAGGAUGUCAUUGA